Synchiropus splendidus (mandarinfish) is the source of this 2512-nucleotide messenger RNA. RefSeq names its product serine hydroxymethyltransferase 2 (mitochondrial) (gene shmt2). Gene Ontology annotation, biological process: L-serine catabolic process; regulation of oxidative phosphorylation; folic acid metabolic process. Gene Ontology annotation, molecular function: mRNA regulatory element binding translation repressor activity; mRNA 5'-UTR binding; pyridoxal phosphate binding. The record is from RefSeq and is a predicted model, not a curated record. NCBI's taxonomy places the organism in Eukaryota, Metazoa, Chordata, Actinopteri, Syngnathiformes, Callionymidae. The transcript is spliced from 12 exons. The coding region runs from base 102 to 1604 and encodes 500 amino acids. Gene Ontology annotation, cellular component: nucleus; mitochondrial inner membrane; BRISC complex.
GACCGGGGGCGCGUCACCAUCCGUUGCCAGCAACUCCAGUCGCUCUUUCGAGUCUGUCAGCAGAGCUUGAAGCUUCUUCCUCCUGCCUGAAAGCUGCAAACAUGUUAACCUUCGCCUUCAGACAGGUGACUCGGUCUCUGCGCCAGCAAGCCCCAGUCCGCCUGUGUGUCCGGGGGCAGCAGUCCCACGCCGCCAGUUCCAGGUUGGAGGAAGAACCAUGGACGGGCCAAGAAAGCCUGGCGCAGGACGACCCCGAGAUGUGGGAUCUGCUGCAGAAGGAGAAGGACCGACAGUGUCGCGGCUUGGAGCUGAUCGCAUCAGAGAAUUUCUGCAGUCGAGCGGCUUUGGAGGCUCAGGGCUCCUGUCUGAACAACAAAUACUCAGAAGGAUACCCAGGAAGACGGUACUAUGGUGGAGCAGAGGUGGUGGACCAAAUUGAGUUACUGUGCCAGAAGCGAGCACUGGAUGCCUUCAACCUGGACCCAGCCAAGUGGGGCGUCAACGUGCAGCCGUAUUCUGGCUCCCCGGCUAAUUUCGCCGUCUACACUGCAGUGCUCAACCCCCAUGACCGCAUCAUGGGCUUGGAUCUGCCUGAUGGAGGACACUUGACUCACGGCUACAUGUCUGACGUGAAGAGGAUCUCGGCCACCUCGAUCUAUUUUGAGUCGAUGCCCUACAAGCUGAAUCCUGCCACAGGACUCAUCGACUACGACCAGAUGGAAAUGACGGCCAAGCUGUUCAAACCCAAGCUCAUCAUCGCUGGCACCAGUGCCUAUGCCCGCCUCAUUGACUACGCCCGUAUUAAAAAGUUGUGUACUGAAAUCAAGGCCUACAUGCUGGCAGACAUGGCUCACAUCAGCGGACUCGUGGCAGCCAGAGCCAUCCCUUCCCCGUUUGAGUACGCUGACUUGGUCUCCACGACGACGCACAAGUCUCUCCGUGGCGCCAGGGCCGGUCUCAUCUUCUACCGCAAGGGAGUCCGAUCCGUCGACAAGAAGGGGAAAGAGAUCAUGUAUGACCUGGAGGACAAGGUCAACUUCUCCGUCUUCCCUUCCCUCCAGGGCGGACCUCAUAACCAUGCCAUCGCCGGUGUGGCCGUGGCCCUCCGACAGGCAAACUCCCCCAUGUUCAGAGAGUACAUCGACCAGGUGCUGAAGAACGCCAAGGCCAUGUCUGCUGCUCUGCUCAGCAAGGGCUACACUCUCGUAUCGGGUGGGACGGACAACCACUUGUGCCUGGUGGAUCUGCGGCCCAAGGGCAUCGACGGCGCUCGGGCCGAGAGGGUGCUGGAGCUGGUGUCAAUCACUGCCAAUAAGAACACUUGCCCCGGGGACAAGAGCGCCCUCACUCCGGGUGGCCUCAGGCUAGGUGCCCCGGCGCUGACCUCCCGGCAAUUCAAAGAAGCUGACUUUGUCCAGGUUGUUGAGUUCAUGGACGAGGGCUUCAAGAUUGCCCUUGAUGUGAAGAAGAAGACUGGAAAGCUCCAGGAGUUCAAGGACUUCUUGCUCCAAGAUCCAGAUACGGUGGCGCAUAUCGCUGACCUGCGCCACCGUGUGGAAGCCUUUGCCCGACCUUUCCCCAUGCCUGGCUUCCUGGAUCACUAGGAAAAACACGGCCGCCAUCACCGCAAAGACAAACUACGAUUCGUCAGAUUUUUAUAAGAGCAAAUUAUUUUUUUUUAUGUAUCAACGGCAAAUGGUUUUUCAGUUCUCUUCUCAUGGUUUCUUUCAUGUGCAUUUGUGAGGAUAAAAUCGGGUGGAAUUGCUUGGAGUUUUGAAGCACCUUAGUUCAUUUCUAAUGACAUGGAGCCCCUGUGUUUCUGCUGUCCUUGUUUCGCUUGCAUGAUAAUGCCACAUGUCAGAGGAACCAGCACCCAAAAAUGGAGUAUCACUUGUAGACGCUGUCAUCUCUGGGGUGGAUAGAAGCUGGUCAAAGUUUACUAAAGAAGUCAGCCAGCUUGUUUCUGUUAUCCAACCUCUUACACACAGGCAGUAUUCCCUAGUUCACUUACAUGCAGUAUGAGAUGGAGGUGGAAUGAAAUCUGUGUGACACUUCCUUUGUCAUAGUCGGUGUCAUUCUGUACAUCACUGUUUUUAUUAUUUUAUUUCUUCAGGGUACCUAGUUGCAAUGAUUUAAUACAGACUAAUAAAGACCUCCUAAUUUAUCUUAUCGGACCAAGGUUGCUGUCUGGGCUUUUGGGCUUCACUGUGAACAUGGUGAUGUCGCUGGUCAAGCGUGCACAAACAGCUGCUAUCGGUAUCACUGCAUCAGUGACGGGGUUCUGUUGUUUCACUGCAAGGACUUUUCAUCUGGUCAGCUCGUGAAAUGAACAGAAAAAUCAUGAGUUCCUCUUUGCCAUUUCAAUCAGCCUUCUACUACGGUAUAUGUCGCCUGCUUUCGUACCUGGAGAGUCCGGCACGUGAUCAUUCAUGUCAAACUUUAAUAAAAGUAUUUGUAUUGAUUAGAUUUAACGGAGUUGUAAUAAAAUACUUUAAGAACACAAGGAUUGUGG